AUGGAAUCUAUGGGCAUCGAAUCUAUCCACAGCCUGCUUGAUUACUACUGGAGGACACUGUUUGGACUCAUCGACAAAGCUCGUCCUGGAACGAAAAAAAUCGUCUGGCAAGAAGUACUCGAUAUGAAAGUGAACGUUUCGGAUGCCAUCGCCCACGUGUGGAAGGGUAACAGUAUAGCAGAGAUCAGAGAGACCAUGGCCAAUGUAACCGCUGCCGGACAUCACGCAAUUCUGUCCAACCCGAUUGGGGAACAUUCUACGAUUGUGAUCCGACAGACUUCCACGGGACCGACAAGCAGAAGGCUCUCGUUUUGGGAGGUGAAGCAGCUUUGUGGGGAGAAUACGUGGACGGGACGAAUCUUAUGUCUCGCAUGUGGCCCCGUGCUUCUGCUGUGGCUGAGCGGCUAUGGUCUAAUCCAGACGAGACGAAAUCGAAGUGAUAAGGCUUGGCCACGUCUUCACGAGUUCAGAUGCAGAGUGAUGAAUCGAGGCUUUGCUGCGUUACCACCGAAUGCUCCUGACUACUGUCCAUUUGAGUGGAAUCCAGUAUACAAGGAGCUUUGA
Cooperia oncophora is the source of this 564-nucleotide messenger RNA. NCBI's taxonomy places the organism in Eukaryota, Metazoa, Nematoda, Chromadorea, Rhabditida, Trichostrongylidae. The record is from the annotation of a GenBank genome assembly.